This is a messenger RNA of Liolophura sinensis, 1979 nucleotides long. Its product is annotated as orexin receptor type 2-like. Gene Ontology annotation, biological process: G protein-coupled receptor signaling pathway. Gene Ontology annotation, cellular component: plasma membrane. Gene Ontology annotation, molecular function: G protein-coupled receptor activity. The record is from RefSeq and is a predicted model, not a curated record. NCBI's taxonomy places the organism in Eukaryota, Metazoa, Mollusca, Polyplacophora, Chitonida, Chitonidae. The transcript is spliced from 2 exons. The coding region runs from base 412 to 1728 and encodes 438 amino acids.
GGUCAAGUGGCCUGACUACUGGAUUGUAUGCGUCAUGAUAGACAUAUAAUACUGAUAAGUCUUACUGUACAGCAAAUAUAACAUGGAUAUAACUAAACAUACAGUAUGACCGUGCAGCUGAUUCAUACUCAUACCCAUAUUUCAUACCCAUACAAGUACCUCGACGCAAUGUGACCGCCAUUGAUCUGCGACUACAAGAUCGCCAGUGAUCUUUCCGUGAACAAGCUCCAACUGUGUGUCACGUGGGUUUGGAAUAGUGGGAAAAAAUACUCAGUAUUUUUCAGCAAAACUCUACAUGUCGUGAGGUAUUGAGUGUGGACAUAAGAAAAGCUCGGACCGACUGCUAUAAGACGCUUGGGUAUGAUACCGCCUAUAACAAAGAUCAAGGACCGGUCUCCCUACAAGUAACUUAUGGAGACAGUUCAGCCCACGGCCGUCUGUACAGGUCACUCUUGUGGCGCCAAGAAUACUACGGUCCAAGAUGUGACUUGGAACGACUCAGACCGCUUACUACGCCAGCUUAAUGAUGACAAAGCUCGUCUCUACAUCCCUGUCGUUCUCUACAUCCUCAUCCUUCUUGUAACCGGCGUCAUCGGUAACAGUCUCGUGCUCUACGUCUAUCUAAAACGAUUCAAGAGAACUUCUUCGAACUAUUUCAUCUUAUCCAUGGCCAUGUUCGAUAUGGUGUCAUGCUGUAUCGGCAUGCCCACUGAAAUCUACGACCUCCGCUAUCCCUACAUGUUUUACAGCAAUGCCGCUUGCAAAAUAUUACGCUACACGGAGUCGGUGACGAUUAUCGGAUCGGUCUUCAUUUUGGUUGCCGUCGCUGUGGAUCGUUGCUUCAAGAUUUGCAAACCUUUCAGAAACACAUCAUUGCGAGUCUUCAAGAAAAUCUGCCUAGCGAUAGUGGCGUUCUCAUUUCUUACAGUGAUUCCGUCGAUUUUUGUUUCCGGCGUAGUCGAUGUUAAAACGGAUUUCCCCGGUGUUGUUGGUAGAGACUGCAGUGUCGUUAAAACACUACCCAAGGGCUCUGUGUUGGUUUGGUAUGGCUUUCUCAUGGUACAGUUUACACUCUGUUCUGUUACCAUGAUCGCAUUAUAUAUCCGAAUCUGGUUCGAAAUUAAACGUCGUCAGAAACAGGUCAUUUCCUCAGAAAGUUGUGAAGUUUUCAAAGACCAUGGUACUCUGUCCAGGUCUCCUACACCUCUGUCUCCCGUUGACAGGUCUGUGACUGAUGUCGCCCAGAUCAAGGGGGAGUCCGUAGCCCGGAUAAAAUAUUUACCAAGUACUAGUAUCAGCGUUAGCAGUGAUCCGGAUUCUAGUGGAUUGCAUGAGGAAGAAACAAGAAGUUACAGACCUUGUAGGUUGGGCAGCAACUCUAGUGACGGUUUAGACGCUGAGCGAAAAUCCCUCCGGCAGAUAGGCGAGCAUAUGAUGACGAAGAUCCGUGUCAGUAAGACUACCGUCAUGCUAUUCGUCGUCACUUUAGCUUUCAUUUUGUCUUACCUGCCCACACUGAUCGUGAUGGUUACGAGAAGUAAGGGCACUAAAAGCAGGACAGACGCUUCCGAUUUCUUGAUGAAACUGUUGUCAAAGUCUUAUUUCAUUAAUAAUUCCAUUAACCCCAUCAUCUACAGUUUUUUAAACAGACACUUCCGGACAGAAUGUGCCAAGGCUUUGUCACGACUUUACUACCGCUGCUUCUAUUGUUGUCAUUGUGAUUCCUGAAUAACAGCUUAAAACUAUUUUGAAGUCUUUUCCAAAAUGAAGAAACUUUCGUUCAAGUAGAUGUACAAAAGGUUUGCAAAAGAUGAACCGUUCAAUAUGCAACAAAUUUUGAGGUUAUAUUUUACAUGAAAACGACUUAGAUAUAUGCCGGAAAAAAAGCUGUGUUCACUGCCUUAGGACGAGGUCUGAAGCCGAGUCUGCAUACAGUGACCACGUCCGUCUUUUUUCUUUCUUUUUAUUUUUAUUUUUGA